UAUCUUACUACAAAUCUAGAUAUAUAAUAAAUGCUACAUAAUUGUUACAACCAAAAAAUAAUAGACACAUCUUCUUCUCUAACUUAGGUUGUUGUGAUAUCAGAAGUCCCAAAACAAUGAGUCUAAUUUGCAGCAUACUCAAUGUAGCAUUGCCUCCAUUGUCAUUGAUUUUACUGCCUAUCAUCAUGCUACCUUAUCUUUUCUUCAAAUUGCUUAUACAUCUAAAAAAAUUGGUGUACAAAGAAAACAUGGCAAGAAAAGUAGUACUAAUCACAGGGGCAGCAUCAGGAAUUGGGGAGCAAUUAGCUUAUGAAUAUGCGAGAAAAGGAGCAAAAUUGUCCCUUGUUGACAUUAGAGAGGAGAAUCUAGUAGUAGUAGCCGAGAUGGCAAGAUCUCUUGGUUCUCCGGAUGUUAUCAAUAUUGGUGCAGAUGUUUCUGUCGUUCAAGACAGCAAACGAUUUGUUGAUGAAACAAUAGACCACUUCGGACAAUUGGAUCAUCUCGUAAAUAAUGCAGGAAUUGGUGGAAUUCCAAAAUUAAUAGAGGAUUGUUCUGAUGCUACUAAAUAUACUUCAAUUAUAGAUAUAAAUUUCUGGGGAACAGUUCAUGGCACUUUACAUGCAAUCCCACAUCUCAAAAAGAGUAAAGGCAGGAUCAUAGUAAUUGCUUCAGGUUGUGGAUGGUUCCCACUUCCAAGACUCAGUCCCUAUAAUGCUAGUAAGGCAGCGGUAAUAAGUUUCUUUGAGACACUAAGAAUUGAACUUGGUUGGUGUAUUGGCAUAACAAUUGUCACUCCUGGUUUUGUCAAAACAAAACUAGCAUCAAAGGCUUAUAAAGAUGAGCCUAGUCUGAGAAUAAUUCCAAUGGGGUCAGCAUUUGAAUGUGCCAAAGACAUAGUGAAUGGUGCAUGUAGGGGAGAUAUGUAUGUGACAAGUCCUUCAUGGGUGAAAGUGUUGUUUCCUUUUAAGGUGCUUUAUCCUGAGUUGGUGGAUUGGGUUCAACAACACAUCUUUGGGCUUUUGCCAAACCAUUCUUGUGAGAAGGAUAAUCUGCAUAUGUCUAAGAAUAGUCAAGUGUUUAAGAGUCAUUAAAAUGUUAUUUAGUGGCAUUUGCUAGCACACUUCAUUUUGAGACAUGUUCUAGCAAAGGACUCUUUAACAUGUUAUUUUUAUGGAUUUACUCUACAUUUAAGUUUGGUUUGUGUGAUCUCUUAAACGGUAAGAGUCUAAUACAGAUAAGUUUGUUGAGACUGCAUUAUAAACAUCUCUACAAUUGUUAUCAUCUAGGCAAUGGUAAUAAUUUACGAGU
Molecule: messenger RNA, 1308 nt
Organism: Vicia villosa (hairy vetch)
Lineage: Eukaryota; Viridiplantae; Streptophyta; Magnoliopsida; Fabales; Fabaceae
Product: 11-beta-hydroxysteroid dehydrogenase-like 4A
Exons: 6
Coding region: 117-1091 (324 amino acids)
Molecular function (GO): oxidoreductase activity
Source: RefSeq, a predicted model, not a curated record